AUGGUGAAGAGCAAGAUCCCAUAUGGCCGGCGUUGGACGUGCUAUAGUGAUGUUAGUUUUUUUCAUGAGACAAUGGCCAAACUGUUACAACAUGACUUUGAUGGGUAUGUGUCUACCCAAGAUGACAGUGUUCAUGAAUCACUUGAUGUUGCAAACCAACAGUUAGCACAGGCUGUGUCGCAAGUACAACGGGCUCAAAGAGAAUAUUUGUAUCAGAGAGUCCAUGAGGCUUUGCAUUCUCAGGAGCAGCAUAUGAUGGGUUCUCUGGAGUCUAAGGUAUCGUCAAUCAUUGAUAAAAGAUUAUCAAUGUAUUUCAAAGAAAUUAUGCAAAGUGUGGCAGAAAAGAUGCAGAAAUUGGAGAAGAGCUUGUUUGAGAAAAUGCAAAAGCUAGAGACGAAAGUGAUGGAUAUAGAGCAGAGGCCACAGUUGGUUGUUGGUGGAAAAAAAUAUGAGUCAGGAAUGAAAGAAGCUAUCAGUCAGGCUGCCAACCGCCUGGAGGAUGUGGAGAGUCUGGCCAGUGACACUGCUAGUACUCUGGCGUCGCUUUGCUCUAGAGUUGAGGCUUUGGAGAAUCAGCUAUGUACCAGUGUGACCCCAGCGACAGCUUCUCCUUUGCUUGCUUCCCCAACUUCCCCGCCAUCUGAUGAUCCAUUUGCCUCUACUAUCGUACACUCUUCCUCUGAUGGUGUUGUCUCCCCCGCUGCAACUACUUCUUUUUUUUUCUCUUCCAAGUGUUCUGUUGAAAGAAAGCCCUCACUUACUCCCUCUUUGGAUACCAUCUUCAGAUCAAAAAAUGAUAUUCUUGUGGCUGUCAGACAAGGUAAUGUGCAGACUGCUCUGAAGCUAUUGGUAGAGGGAGCUGCUGUCAGACUGUCAGAUAAGGAAAUGAAUGAGCUUUUGCAUGAAGCGGUGAAGGCUGGACAGGACAGAAUUGUUUCACUUUUGCUGAACGCAGGGGCUAAGGGUGAUGCCAGGAAUUGUUGUGGGGAGACACCACUGCACGUAGCAACUUCAAAUAACCAUCUAGUCAUUAUGUCAUCAUUGCUGGAGGGAUAUUGUGAUGUCAAUGCUAGGAACUGUGAUGGUGUUACUGCAUUGCAUCUAGCUACCCGAGCUGAUGCCUCAGGUCAAAGUGUCUUGCUUCUCCUCAGCAAACAUGCUGAUGUUGCUGUCAAAACUGCCAGGGGGGACACACCUCUUCACUGGGCAGCUGUGCAUGGCAAUGUAACCGCGGUUAAAGCACUUCUUAAAGCUAAGGCUAGUAGAAAUGUCAGAAACAAUUGCGGAAAGAUUCCUUGGGAUCUGACGGAGUCCCGUUUGAUUAGCAAACUUCUGCACCCAAGAAGCAACUGAAAAGAAAAAGGAAACACAUUAUUUUUUGUGUGUGGAGUGAAACAAGUGCAACUAUUUGACAAAAGUUUUCAUCAUCAUUACAGAGUGGCUACAUUCUGGAAAUAAUGGAAAAAUUAAGGAUUGUCAUUGUUUUACAAGCCUGGCAAAAUCAGGGACUUCAUAGAAGAAUAUUGAAAAGCUUGAACUAUUUUUGAGUCCUUUAGAAAACUGGAUAUUAUCAUUUAAGAUGUUGUUGUCAUUAUUAUUAUUAUUAUUAUUAUUAUUAUUAUUAUUAUUAUUAUUAUUAUUAUUAUUAUUGAUACAAUUUUUAUUUCUGAAUUGAAUAUUGUUAAUUUUGUUUUUCAUAGCAAAAUUGAAAGAACAAAAAUUAGUAACAAGUGCCCUAGCCAUGCUUUAAAAUAAUAAUUGAUAUUUUUUUUCAGUAGUGUGAUAUACUCCACACAUUGUAUGGGGGAAAAUAAAAGUGUACUGGAAUAGUUGAGGGAAUACUGAUCUAGCCAGUGGGUGGAGAAAUAAUGUUCUUCUAACUGGCUACUAACUACUACACUAAUUAAUACAUUUAUAAUAAUUUAACACCACGUAUUUCAAUUUAAUUUUGCUUUAAUUAUCACAUUUAUUUAAUUGUAAUGUGUAUAUCUCUUUCUAUUUGAACAUGGUGUAUACUUCAUUGUAAAUUUUCAGCUUGGAUAAUGGUCAUAACAAGAUUACAAAGAACUUAUGACCAAUCAUAAGGUUCAUAAGAUAUGUAUGCAAUACCAGCAUCAUUAAUUAUAACAACUAUGUACUUGCCAGUACAAAAAUCAGUUAUUUUUUUAGAGUAAUUGCUGCAACAAUUUUUUAACACAUCAAUGCAUUGACAAUUCCUCAGAGGUACACAAUAACCAACUCUUUAGACAAGAAUAUUGUUUGUUCAUUCAGAAGAAAAAGUAUUUAGUUUUCAGAUAUGUAAAAAAAAAUUAAUUUCUGUUUAUGACCUAAUCCAUGAUUGUGAAACGACCUUUUUGCUAUUUUUUUGUUUUUGUUUUGUCCUUUCAGUUCUCAAUCAUAUGAAAGCAUUUACUUAACAUAUAUAAGUCCUUAUGUGGCUCACUGCCAGGAAUUAAUAAGAGAUUUAUAACUUCGUUUUACAAUUUUGAGCUUCUUUUUUUAAAUGAAUUUUGGAAUGGCUGACAUAAGUGGCUAGGGAGGUAACAGCAGCAGCAGCAGCAGCAGCAGCAUCAUGAAGGUGGUCAUCUUAACUAUCUAGGAAAUGCUGCUGCAUCUCCAAUAGUACAAUUUUUUACAGUGGCACUGAUGUUCCUGAAACAAGUACUGUCAGCACUAAAACUUGACCCAAAAUAGUACCAGCAGUUAUUACUUUGGUUUUAUUUUUUUAAUGAAGAAACUUUCAGAUUGCGUUACUUGCUUUCCCACAAGAAGAAAAUGUGAACUGCUGUUAUUUUCACUGUAUUCAAUGAAACGAUAUGCCAAAAGCCCUCAUGUAUUCAAAAUCAUUUAAGGAAAUUAUUUUAUAAAAUGCCCUUCAUAUAUACUUACAAAUAAAAUUGUACCUGAAUUGUUAAGUGAUGGAAUGUGAGGUGGUUGAUAAAUCAGAACAGAUUAAACAUGUUCUUGUCCAUUGGAGAGGAUGUGAUAUGUUUAUUUCAUGCUUGUGAAGUUCUUUUUUCUUUUUUUCUUUUUUCUUUCUACUUGCUGAUAAGAGCAAAUAUUUUGUAACUUAAUUUAAGUUCUAACACAUUAGGGGAAUGUGGUAAAGAAUUCAUCCUCAAAUUAAUUAUUGUGAUGUAUUAUGUGUAACAAGUCUGUUACCUUUUUAUUUUACACUGGUGUGAAGAAUCUGACCAAGUUAAAGUGGAAAAGAGAAUGGAUAAAAAUAAAUUGAAAGUGCUUAAUUUCAUUAACUGAUGUUGCAUAUUACACACUGGUCAUUUGAAUUUCUGGAAUAGAAUAGGUACAGAUUUAAAAUGGUUUGUUUCUGCAACUGUUAAUUGUUGUUCAAAUUUCUUAUAGAGCUUGGACGUAAUAAGAAAGUGAGUUAUAAUCCCUGCUCUGAUGCAUUGUUUUAAUAGAUCGAUGGUGAAUGAUUGUAGGGUAAUAUGUAACUGCAUCUACAUCAAAAUAUAAUGAACAUUUUGUCUUAUGUAAGUAAAAAUAGUUAUACAAUUAAGGCUUGUUUAAGAAAUUCAUUAAAAAUUUGUGGCCCUUCAACUAAACAUCUGUUAAUUGACGUUAAAGUCCAACC
Gryllus bimaculatus (two-spotted cricket) is the source of this 3595-nucleotide messenger RNA. Lineage: Eukaryota; Metazoa; Arthropoda; Insecta; Orthoptera; Gryllidae. The record is from the annotation of a GenBank genome assembly.